Messenger RNA from Amphibalanus amphitrite, 4659 nucleotides. RefSeq names its product tyrosine-protein phosphatase 99A-like. Gene Ontology annotation, molecular function: protein tyrosine phosphatase activity; protein binding. Lineage: Eukaryota; Metazoa; Arthropoda; Thecostraca; Balanomorpha; Balanidae. Bases 224 to 3901 code for a protein of 1225 amino acids. The transcript has 24 exons. The record is from RefSeq and is a predicted model, not a curated record. Gene Ontology annotation, biological process: protein dephosphorylation.
CCGCGGGCGGGGCGCAGCGACGGCGCCCGAGGCGAAACCCGAGCCCGCACGCUCCCAGCCGCCAGCUGCACUGUCGUGGCCGAGUGGGGAGAAAAUUGGCGUGAUCUGGUGGACGACGACGUCAAGCGUUUGUGUGUGUGUGCUCUCUAGGUGUUGGUGCCAGUGUGUGUGUGCUCAGUGCUAAUUUCUGUUAUUUCUGUUAUCGAGGCAGUGAUUGCAAGACAUGAAGUUUGUCGGAACGUCCUUUAUUUUGCAGUUACUGCUAACUGAAGGUCUGUCGGCGGUGCUGAGGCGGGCCGCCGUCACGGUGCGGGCCGGAGAGCGAGCCCUGCUGCCGUGCCCCGGUCUCACAGACACCGGCUCACCAGGGGGCGGUUACAGCGCCUACAUCAUCAACCACCUGUCCUGGCGCUGCGCCACCUCCAAAAAAGCCUGCCCGGCCGCCGACCCGGAGGGCCGUCUCGUGGAGUACGUGUCGCGCACGGUGCGGGUGCACGGCAGCGGAGAGCGGCUCGGCCUGGACCGCUCCUCGUGGUCGCUGGUGCUCAGCCCAGUGACGGCGGCCGACAACGGCACCUACAGCUGCUUCUUCAACAGCCAGGUGGACCAGCGCCUGGUGGAGCUCGUCGUGCUCGACGUACCGAAACAGCCGGGUAGGCCGACACACACUCACCACUCUUCUCGGCAUGUCACACUCAGCUGGGUGCCCAGUUUUCCACUCAACAAUAUGCCCAUCGAGUACUACCUGAUCCAGACCAGGCUGGGUGAGUCGGGCAGCUGGCCGCCGCUGGAGGAGGCCCUGAGGACGGACGGCGCCGUGACCAGUGCUAACGUGACCGGCCUGCAGCCGUUCACCCUCUACACGUUCCGAGUGAUAUCGGUGAACGAGCUGGGCCGCAGUGAGCCCAGCCAGCCGUCCUACCCGGUAAAAACGCUCAGAGAACCUCCGCGCGGGGCGCCCACCUUUACCGGCGCCCACAAUCUCUCCGCCACAUCUGUGGAGGUCACCUGGGAUCCUCCUCCGAGCGACACCAUCAACGGAGAGCUGACCGGCUACCUGCUCAGCUACUGGCCGCUCCCGGCCGGCGUCGUCAAGGAGCUCGUCCUGCGCAACUAUGAACGCACGAGUCGGGUCAUUGAGGACCUCAAGCCGUUCACAAAGUACCAAGUGAUGCUACAGCUGACCAACCUAGCUGGAACAAGUCCUUCAGCCAACAUCACCGUCACCACAGCAGAGGGAGUGCCGUCGGCGCCGGAGAACAUGACGUUCUCGGAGGUCAGUGACCGCAGUGUGACGGUGAUCUGGGAGCGGCCGCGCCGGCUCCACGGCCGACUGCUGGGCUACACCGUCUACUGGGAGACCAAGGACGACACCACCAGCUCGCGCAACAUCACCGACCCGCUGCAGACCUCGUGCACCAUAGACGGCCUCGAGCCGGACAGGCAGUACACCGUUUGGCUGAAGGCGUUCACGGGCGCCGGUCCGGGUCAGCGCUCCCAGCCCGUACAGCGGUGGACAGACGUCAGCGGCCCGGGCGCGCCGCGCAUCACUGACGUGACCUGUCCGGGGGACACCACCCUGCACCUGCGCUGGCGGCGACCCGGCACCUUCUAUCGGUCUGUGGAUGAAUACAAUGUCCUGUACCGAGAUGACGAGGCUCUGGAGUUUGAGAAACAUUCGGUACUGGUGACCUCUGCUCAGCAGUACAUUGCGACGACAAUAAGUAACAUGACCCGAGGUCACGUGUAUGAAAUCGUGGUCGAAGGUGUCACCAGGUCACGAAUGACACGCGACAGGAUCUACCGAGGCGAACUGUCCACACCACGAAAGGUUCGGAUGGAGGAGGGUUGUCGGGAGAUCCAGCCGGUCAGCACGUGGUCUCAGGUGGAGACCACCGCCAUAGCCGGCGCUCAGCUGGCCGGCAUUCUAGUCAGCUGCCUCCUGGUCACCUUUCUGCUCGUCGGAGCCAUCUUCUGGUGGCGGCGGCGGCACCUGUCGCAGAUCUGGAAGCCGGUCGGCUCGGGCCGGCUCUCCCCGGACGGCAGUUCGGCCGGCUGGUCGGCCGCACCGCACCACGCCGUGCCCGCCCACGUGUUCCCGCAGGCCGUGCACGAACUGCACGCAGACGGAGCGGCCGGUUUCCGCCGAGAAUGGACCCAGCUACGACCGCGAGGAGACGAUACGGAGACGGCACCGCUCGCAGGAAAACCCGGCGGAAAACUGGCCAUGGCUGCGUCGCAUUACCAGCAGACGCGGGUGUCUGUCUCGUCGCGCCAGUACCGGUCCAAGCCGCAGCCGGCCGCCUAUCUGGUGGACGGAUACCGCCGAGCGGGCGCGUUCCUCGUGUCUGAACGGCCGCGCGCCACCACCCGGGACGCCCUGUGGAGACUGGUCUGGGAGCAGCGGGUGCGCACCGUGGUGCUCAUGGGACCGCUUCAGGGGGAGGCCGACCAGCCGUGGCCGGAGCCCGGCUCCACGCAGACCUUCACCACUCUGCGGGUACAGACGCGCUCCCAGCACGCGUUUGCCUCGUUCACCGUCCGCCGGCUGGGCCUGUCCAAGACAAAGGCGUCGACGAAGAAGAAGCGGCCGAAGGAGGUGCUGGUGAAGCUGUUCCAGUACAACUGCUGGCCCGAGUACGGGCACAACGAGAACCCGCUGUCGCUGCUCGAGUUCGUCCACCAGAUUCAGUCGGCCGCCGACGAGCCCGGCGCGCCCGUCAUGGUCCUGGCCGGGUCGAGUCCGAGCAGUGCGGCUGUUUAUGUGGUGGUGGCCACUCUGCUGGCGCAGCUGAGACACCGGCAGGAGCUGUCAGUGCUCUCCUACUGGCGACAUGCGCUCGACCAGUGUCCGCUGUUCGCUGCACCACUGGACGAGUACAAGUUCGUUCACACGUGUCUACUGGAGAGGGUGAUGUCGGGGGAAACGCUGGUGCCCCGCCACCAGCUACGUCAGUUCCUCGAGCAGCUGCAGGGCGGCUGUCGGAACAGCUACCCCUACCCAGCCGCCGAAAAACAAUAUAAGCAUGCCAUCGCGCUGGAGGCUCACCAGUUCGCCGUGGUCUCUGCGGCCCGUCCGUGUAACCAGGCCAAGAACCGCAGCCUGAGCAGCAUUCCCAUGGAGCCGUCCCGCGUGUGUCUGACCCCGCGGCUCAGUCAGGAGGGCUCCGACUACAUCAACGCCUCCUGGCUGCCAGGUUUUCGGCACCAGGAGGAAUUUAUACUGACGCAGCACCCACUGCCCAAGACGGUGCUGGACUUUUGGCAGAUGGUGUGGGAGAGCCGCGUCACCACCGUCGCCUGUCUGACGUCAGAGGAUUGCGGCAGCUUCUGGCCGAGGGAGGAGGAAGAGAUCAUCGAGUGCGACGGCUUCCUGGUGCGCUUCCUGUCGCAGGCCGCCGGCUGCAGCACCUCCUACAAGACCUCCUGGGUGGUCAGGACGCUGCUCGUCGAGUCAACAGAGGGUGAUGUGGACCUGCUGGUGCGUCUGGUGCACCUGCCCCUCUGGCCAGAGGAAAGCUCCACAGACUCAGUGAUGGAGGGAGUGCAGGCCGUGACUGAGAUACACGGCGACCGACUCUCCCCGCUAGUCGUCAUCGAUAGGAACGGCGGCACUGAGGGCGUCAUGUUCUGCGUGUUGAGCUCUGUACUUCGUCAGCUCCAGUACCAGCCUCAGUUCGACAUAUUCACCUACGCCAAGCUCUACCAUCAACGGCGGCCCGGCUGCUGGAAAACUAUGCGGGAGUUCCUGUGGCUGUACCAGGUGGUGGAGGCCUGGCUGCCGGCAGAGAUGGAGUCGGAACACACCGCCGCGCUGGCCGAGCGCCACUCCUGGGCCGUCAGCCUCACGCGCACUCCCAUCGAGGCUAAACUGAAUGGAACCCACGGUGUCAUGGUGUAAGGGAAGAGGCGUAGGGACAGGCUGGGUAUGAGAGCCGUGCCGUGCCGAGCCCGGUCAGGCCAGACGGGUCGGGCGGCAGGACUGGAGUGUGAGGCCCACGGCACCGACCGCCAGACCCGGGGCCCGGGCCCACCGGACGAGCGGGUGGUGUUUGUGAUUUCGGACAUCUGUUUACAUGUGCCAAGCGUCGUACUUUAUAUGCUACUUGUUUAUCUGUACAAAGUGAGAGGCGCACGGGUCUGCUAGCGUCUGAGCCGGCUUCUGUGUAAUCGUUAAUAGCGAAAGUGACAUCUGUUUGUGUGAAGAAGAAAUGUCCUGGCUGAGGUAAAUGAGGGUGAUUUGUUUUGUAUUUGAUGUUGCCGUUCGCCCGCGUUUUGUGAUGGCAUUGGUCGUGUGCUGGCCCUACUACGCUGUCGAUAUUUAUUUAAUUGUGUCCGUCUUUAUAUAUGCAUUUAUAUUUAGCUAGAGUAUGAAAGGCAAUUGAACUAGAAGAACAUAAGUCAUGGUUUCCAAGAAAUGAUAAAACUGGCACCUAUAGUGUCUAAAAUAAUUUAUUUUGAAUAGAUAGAUAAUCGUUUGCACUGCAUAUUGUUAGUUACGUUAAUUUAUAAGUGAUAAUUUAUUCAAUUAUGUUUGAAAUGCGAGCGUUUACCUGCCACCGGUUGUGGUUUGGAUGUUCAUCAAGCAUAACGUCGAAUGCUUUACUGUUUUAUUGCUUAUUGCGCUUGCAAUCCAUGCCAAAUAAAAUAUUUAUUGCA